CUUGAGGAUACCACUGCCCAGGGCCUUGAGCGGUAGGCUAGGAGUUGGAUCCAGGUCUGAGAUAGUGGGGAAUAGCGGGAGAGUUUGAUGCAGGUGGUGGCUGGGUCUGGCUUGCUUUUGAGAAGCAUCACUCUGGUCAGCUAUGUGUUAGGACCACUGCAGAAGGCCAACCUUUGUCAUUACCUGGCAGUCAGCUUGCAGAGCAAGGAGGAUGGGCCAGGGCUAGGCAGUCCUGGGAUCAGGACUGUGUGAUUUGGGGGAAGCUACUGAACCUUUAUGGAUGAGGAUCUGCACGCAGAAUGGGGACUGAAGACUCCAUUCUUGGCAGGGGAGGGCACCCCCAGAAAAAUGGAAAAUUAAAAAGUAAGCUGAAGGAGUUGGAACAAAGAAAAGUCAGCUAAUUUACCUUUAAAUUAGCUAUUGAUAAUUUUUUUCUUUUUGCAUUUUUUGGCUGGGGCUGGGGCAUAAGGGGCCGGCGGCCUACUCCUUUGAGCCACAGGCGCCGCGCUAUUGAUACAUUUCUUAUCUGAACAAAUUUCCAGCCUUUCCUGAAACUCUGGCCUAUUGAGAAUACAGGUUCCACCAAUACCCUGCUGAGUCCGUGAACACUGAGGAAAAUAAUGGGCAUAGAAAAGACUGUGGCAAGUCCUAGAAAAGAUACAUCUUCUAGGUGGUUUUUUUUCCAUUAAACAAAGCAGAUAUCUGUGGUGGAGAUUUGCAUUUGGGGGCAGAAACCAAGGGAACAGCUAAUGACACGCUCACUCAGAGAACUGCUGGCAUCUUUGUUCCCUCCGUCAGCUUAGCACCUGGGCAGAUAGAUUUCAAUAAAAGCUGAGCGGCACAGAGACUCGGAACCACUCUCAGGAGGUCCCCGGUGGUCCCCUGGGGUUCCACCUUUGAAAAUUCUAUCGUGUCCCCUAUCUCUUUCUUUAUGGUUGUUCCUAACUUUAUAUUUCUUCCGUCGUCGGUGGCGCCAGUUCCACAGGUCUCAGCGGACCCUGCCCCCGACAGGAUCAAAGGCAUGCGCAAAGUACUCAGUACAGAGAAAGCGAACAUAAGUCGCUUCCCUUCCUUUUUGCACUUUGAACAAAGCAAGACGUCUUUGUUCCCCACCGUAACUGGGUAAAGCGUUAUUGUUGCCACUUUGCAGUCGGCCCCUGCCUGGAGCUGUUCGCGCCUGCGCUGUGGGCGCCGAGUGUUCAGAGCGCCGCGCAGCCAACGCUACCGUGGUCGCUUGGCAACCGGGUCGCCUGGCAAUGGCGCGCGCUUCCGAGCGUGAGCGCUGAGGCAGUCAGUGAUUUCUGCAAAGCUUCAUCUUGAAAGCCCUUUGUAGGCGUGGAAAGAUGGCUGAUGCCCGGAUCUCCAUGUACUUGCCCCCGGAUAUCAACCCCGCCCAGGCUCCCAUUGCCUAUGGCUGUCGGGCCCUGCCAAAGCUGAACGAGGAGCUGCAGUCAGAGGACCUGCUAACGAGGCAGAAAGCCCUCAUGUCCCUGUGUGACCUCAUGCACGACCCUGAGUAUGUCUACGAGGCCAUCAACAUAGGCUGCCUGGAGAGCCUGAAAGGUUUGCUGAAGGACAUUGACGAUGUUGUUCGGAUAAAAGCCACAGAGGUGCUCAACAUCAUGGCGACUCAUAACGUGGGCAGAGAUGGCUUUUUGGAGUAUGACAUCAUCUAUUCCCUGUCCUUCCUGCUGAAUGAUCCCCACCCCAUCUGCCGGAAGAACCUGCACAUGGCGUACAAGCAGCUGGCCCAGCUGCCCUCAGGGGCCCAAGGCAUCGUCAGCAGUGGCCUGAUCCCCUCGCUGGUCUGGAAGCUGCAGAAGGAGGAGGAGGUGAUCCAGGAGCUCAUUUUGGGCACACUGGCCCACUGCCUGCAGGAGGAUGCCACCGAGGCCCUGGGCAGCCAAGUGGUGCUCUUUCUAAAGCAGAAGCUCCUCAGCAGCAAUGAAAUCAUCCGUAGCAAGGCCGCCUACACACUCAUGGCUGUCAGCAUCCCCCUGGAGGGCAAGAAACAGGUGUGGUGCAAUGGGGUCAUCCCCAUCCUGGUGCAUCUGCUGAAGGACAAGGCAGAGGAGGUGCAGGCCAGCGCCGCCGGGGCCCUGAUGUAUGCCACCGUGACCACAGAAGGGAAGUAUGCGGCCCUGGACGUAGAUGCCAUCAGCCCGCUCCUGGACCUGCUGUGCUCGCCCAUGCUAAAGGUGCGUCUGAACGCCACCAAGGCCCUCACCAUGCUGGCCGAGGCCCCGGAGGGCCGCAAAUUUCUGCAGACCCAGGUGCACGUCUUCCAUUUCCUCCGGGGGGAGCCCGAUGAGGCCCUACAGAAGGCGGUCCAGAUCGCCCUCAAAGUCAUCGAGUGGAAACCCUGACCCCUUCACUGGGGCAGUCCUGAUAAGCCACCUCCAUCCGGAAUAAAAGGCUGAAUCUCUUUA
Nycticebus coucang (slow loris) is the source of this 2429-nucleotide messenger RNA. It is a transcript of the gene RSPH14, whose product is annotated as radial spoke head 14 homolog. The transcript is spliced from 7 exons. Gene Ontology annotation, molecular function: protein binding. Lineage: Eukaryota; Metazoa; Chordata; Mammalia; Primates; Lorisidae. The record is from RefSeq and is a predicted model, not a curated record. Bases 1344 to 2366 code for a protein of 340 amino acids.